Loxodonta africana (African savanna elephant) is the source of this 1754-nucleotide messenger RNA. RefSeq names its product regulator of G protein signaling 10 (gene RGS10). Gene Ontology annotation, cellular component: nucleus; cytoplasm; plasma membrane. Gene Ontology annotation, biological process: regulation of G protein-coupled receptor signaling pathway. Lineage: Eukaryota; Metazoa; Chordata; Mammalia; Proboscidea; Elephantidae. The record is from RefSeq and is a predicted model, not a curated record. The transcript is spliced from 5 exons. The coding region runs from base 86 to 631 and encodes 181 amino acids. Gene Ontology annotation, molecular function: GTPase activator activity; G-protein alpha-subunit binding.
UGCUCCUCGCCCUCCUGCUCCUUCUCGCAGCCUUUGGGCUUGGCGGCUCCGCGGGCGCUCUCCUUCCCCCCGGCCGCCCGCGGCGAUGUUCAACCGCGCCGUGAGCCGGCUGAGCAGGAAGAGGCCGCCGUCAGACAUCCACGACCGGGAUGGGAGUUCCAGCAGCAGCCACCAGAACCUCAAAAGCACGACCAAGUGGGCAACCUCCCUGGAGAAUCUGCUUGAAGACCCAGAAGGCGUGAAAAGAUUUAGGGAGUUUUUAAAAAAGGAAUUCAGCGAAGAAAAUGUUUUGUUUUGGCUGGCAUGUGAAGACUUUAAGAAAAUGCAAGAUAAGAGACAGAUGCAGGAAAAGGCCAAGGAGAUCUACAUGACCUUCCUGUCCAGUAAAGCCUCAUCCCAAGUCAACGUGGAGGGCCAGUCCCAGCUCAAUGAGAAGAUUCUGGAAGAACCACACCCUCUGAUGUUCCAGAAACUCCAGGACCAGAUUUUCAAUCUUAUGAAGUAUGACAGCUACAGCCGCUUCUUAAAGUCCGACUUAUUUUUAAAACACAGGAGAACUGAGGACGAAGAAGAAGAUCUACCCGAUACCCAAACUGCAGCUAAAAGAGCCUCCAGAACUUAUAACACGUGAAUCCCCCAAAGAGCCGGGGCCUCCGCUUGAAGGAGCAACGGACUCACUGUCAAGACCUGGCUGGGUUGAUAGUUGCUUUGUUAUUUGCAAGGACUGAAACAUACAACACCCUUCCACGGGAUACAUGUAUUUUAUUAACUGCUUGACCAGUAAGUUUUGCAUGAUGGCUAAUCUUACAUAAAAAAACAAACAGCUUUGAAGUUUCGAUUCGCACACAUACAUGCAAAGAAGGGGGUGGGAAGACCCUGAAACACUGGACAUUUUGAGCAUUUUGUAGCUUGAUUAAACUUCGCAUGAGGCCACAGGUGAAUCCCAGAAGCACUUUACCUUGGAAGUCUUUGCCCCUGGGGCGAGGGUCCAGGUCUGUCCUGACAAUUACCAUGCAGAUUGGCUCAAGAAUGAGUGGGUCUGGUGGACUCAGGCCGCCGGGGGCAUCGCCUGUCAAGCGCCUUUGGGUUAAAUACUUCUCGAGAAUGAGUCUAGUGCUAGAAAUAGAAAAUUAAUCACCGACGGCCUCUAAAGGUUUGGGGGAGCUGUGUGUGAACAUAGUCAGAGGGUUAUUACAAUUUCUCGUGCGUGGGUUGGUCCUGGUUUUGCCCCCAAUCCAUGACAUUUCAUGUAACACAGAUAAAUAGUUCAUCUUGACAGAAACAAGGUCUCAACCAGGAAGCAGAAAAGACACAUGGGAAAUUGUUCAGGGUCCCCAUGGCAACGCAAGGUGGUGUUGAAUGGGAGCCUAGCUCCAGGCGAGCACUGAAGAUGGAGUUGGUGGGGUGGCUGUUCCCCUUCUCCCUCAGCCCAUUUCUAUUCAACUCCUACCCUUUGCAAGACUUGUUAACUUCAGGCUAGAGGCUUCAACCUGGGGAAGAAACGGUGUCUUUGAAAGUCUCCUCUCCUGGGCGGAGGCUGUGAAGGAGCCGUACUUGGCCUAGGCCAGCUCAGCCUGCCCAGGUAACUCCUCUUUAGAGUGGAGACCCAGGGCCAGGGGCGGCCAGGGCUCCCUUCUGCUGGGAGUCCUGCCAUUGCAGGUGCGGGGUGCUGCUGCAGGCCUGCCCCAGCCGGUUUGCAGACCUUAAACUCCUACUUCACAAAUAAAGCAACCAACCUCACUCUGUUACUUGUG